GGAGUUCCGCGGGGAGGAGGUGGAGGGGGAGGAGACGGCGCGGGGAGCGUUAAAAGGAGGCAGCCGAAUGACAGCGGCCGCUCCCCGCGCCCCCGCCCCGUGAGGACCGGCCGCCCCUGCUCGCUCACUGCUGGACAUGGAGGGGAGAGAGGACGCGGAGUGCGACUGCCAGGUGGCGUUCGCCGAAGCCCAGCGAUGGGUAGAGGCAGUUACUGGGAAAAACUUUGGAACCAAAGACUUUCGAGCAGCUCUAGAAAAUGGAGUCCUGUUGUGUGAUUUGAUUAACAAGAUCAAACCUGGCAUCGUUAAGAAGAUCAAUCGUCUGUCAACUCCAAUUGCUGGCUUGGAUAAUAUAAAUGUUUUUCUGAAGGCGUGCGAAAAUAUUGGACUGAAAGAAGCUCAGCUUUUUCACCCAGGAGAUCUUCAGGAUUUGUCCAAUCGAGUUACAGUCAAGCCGGAGGAAACCAACAGAAGAGUGAAAAAUGUUUUGAUUACAUUAUACUGGCUUGGGAGAAAAGCUCAAAGUAACCCCCAUUAUAAUGGUCCAUACCUCAGUCUUAAAGCCUUUGAGAAGUUAUUAGGGCAAGCAUUGACUAAGGCACUUGAAGAAUCCAGCCACCUGAACAGAAGUGGCAGGGAUAGUGGAUACGGUGAUAUUUGGUACGUUGACCGGGGAGAGCCCUUUUCGUCUUCAGCUAGCCAUAAAAGAGACGAUUCUUUUGAUAGCUUGGACUCUCUUGGUUCAAGAUCCUCCACAAGCUUUUCAUCAGAUAUAACCUUAAAAGGUGGCAGUGAAGGUUGUGACAGUGACACAGACUCAGAACUGCCUUUCAAAAUGCAUGACUCCCAUAAAGAUGACAGGUCUUACCGUAGGAUACCUGUGAUUGAACCAAAACCUACCACUGACUUCAAUCGCUUCUUACCCAAUAAAAACAAGCAGACGGCUUAUGUGCCAGCACCAUUAAGGAAGAAGAGGACAGAGAAGAAUGAGGACAAUAGGAGGAGCUGGGCAAGUCCUGUCUUUACCGAGUCAGAUGGAACAUUUUCAAGUGGACGUGAAACAAAUCCCAUAGCUUCCUGCCAAAAUAGCAGAGCAGAGUGUGGGCUCACAAAUCCAGCUUCCCUCCAGAUGGUCUAUGAGCAUGACAGUGGGUCUGAUUCAGAAGAUGAAAGAAGGCUGCCUGACGUUGUUUUGGAUGACUUAGCAAAACGUAGAUUUCUAGUCAAAAAGAGCCCUGUAAGCUCUGCUGCACCUGGACAUCGUUUCGUGUUGCGCAAUGACUCUCCUAAAUCUUGCUCACAAGAAAGUUAUCCAGCUGGUCCACUAGCUGCAGUGCUUGAACCACUGAGUAACCAGAGGAGGCAGAGGCAGUUGGAUACUAAAGAGGAAAACAAACCAAGAGUUAACAAUCCUUCAGAACUAUCUGGGUAUUUUGAUGAGGACGAGGAAGAAGUAGGCAUCCCAAACAUUGAAAAAGAUGAUUUCUAUUUUCGCAAGCUAAGUUCUUCAGCAUCACAUACAGUUGUUGCUUUUGACAAAUUUCUUCCUAAGUUUUGGACUCCAGAAGAAGAAUUGCUAUGGAAAAAAAUCAAGAAAUCCUCUUUUAAACCCUGGUAUAAAGAGAUUCAAGGGUUCAGUAGAAAGAAAUCAGAUUCUGAGGAUGAGGAAUUUGCUUACAAACAAAGCUGUACCAUUGUUGCUAAUCAACCAAGACCAAUUUUUGACUGGAACAAUAGUUGCAGAAGGGAUCAGAGCUAUAAGCCAACUGCUGAAUAUGUGAGAAGCUCAUUGUCACAGAUUGCAGAAGGAAAAAUCAUGGAGUCUUCUGAUCAACCCAGUCAGUUUUCGUUACUUCAGGCCCUGCAAAAAUACUCUGACUACAUGUCUUCUGAAACGGAGACCAAAAUUGAUCCCACUUCUGGCCCUAGGCUCAUAAAAUGUAGAAAGAAUGUUUCCUUUAUACCAGGAUGCAAGCAAGGAGAUGAGGAAAAUGGAUAUCUGUAUCCAGAUUUGGAAAAUGACGACUUGUUCGUUCGGAAAACCGGGGCUUUCCAUGUGAAUCAAGUUGUUCUUCAAGACCCUCGGUUUUUAAAAAAAUUCUCUGAUCAAGAGCCUCCUCUAGAGGGUGAGAUAAUCCUGCAACCCAGAGAGGGCCAACCUGUGAUUCCAGAUUUGGAAAAGGAUGAUAUGAUUUUCCGUAAAGUCCUCUUUCAGAAAAAAGAGGUGCCUUUGUCGGGUGCUCCUGACAAGUAUCACCCAGCACUGUUUCCUGAUCCAUGGAGUCUUCCAGAAGAGAUCCGAUCCAAAUUUCUAUGUUUACUUGAAAAAAACACGACACUGGAGGAAAGAAAGAGCAACGGCAGAGUACUGUCGCCAUCUUCCCACCAUAAGAAGGAUGAUAUGCUGACUCGCAAGAUUGAAUCUUGGAAGGUUGGAGGCAACAUACAGCCAGUAAAUUUUAUCCCAGGUCCAUGCAGUGAAGAAGACUGGAAGAAGUGGGAAGCAAUCAGGGAGGCCAGCAAAGUUAGACACAAGAAACGGCAGAUGGUGGAGAGACUGUUUCAAAAGCUUUCUGAUGAGCAAGGGAGUAAAUCUCUGAACGAUGUCAGUGCAGAGGAGCUGCAGUCAUUGCGCAAAAUCCGUUAUGAAGAGCUACAAAAGAUAAAAGAACAGUUGCAAGAACAAGAUCUAAAGUGGCAAGAAGAUCUAGCAAAAUGGAAGAAUCGUAGAAAGAGCUACACUUCAGAAUUGCAAAAGAAAAAGGAAGAGAGAGAAGAAAUUGAAAGGAGAGCCUCUGAAGUGUCUGGAAGGAGUACCAAGUCACUGAAAGAAAUGCAGCAGGAGAGGGAGGGGAGAGAUGAAGACUCCUGUGGGCAGCGAAAACAGGAACACAGCUGGAGGUAUUCACUGAAUGAUGAUGUGUUUAGUGAAGAAAAAGCACCUUCCACAUGGUCAGCAGCAAAAGAUUACCUUUUGGAAGAAGAUACUUCCUACAGCACUAAGGACAGCAAAAGUGAACAUGCCUCACAGCUGCCCAAGGAGAACCUGCUGGAGAGCUCGGCUGCUCAAGAAGCUCCUGCUCUGCCAAAGAGCCUGGCAGAGGAGCAGAGCUCGGCUCUUUUGUCUACUCGCUACUCAGUGAAUGCUCAAACUGGGUCAGCUCAGGUUUCAGCUUCUCUCCCGAGAACUUACCAGAAAACUGAUACCUCUAGGUUAACAUCUGUGGUUACACCAAGACCUUUUGGUGUCCACUCAAGAGGAAUCUCGUCACUUCCACGGUCGUUCACGAUGGAUGAUACUCUGAAAUACAACGGAGAAGUAGAAAAAGCUAAAAGAACUCAAACUUUGUUCACCAGCGUCUCCUUUUCACAACCAGACUCUGCAUACCCUCUCUCCACUAGUGCAUUCAGAAGCAGAGGUGAGGAGGAAGAGGAGGAAAAAGAAGGUGUUCAGUCAACACCUGCUCCUAUUUUGGCAUUACCUGUAAAAUCCCAAGACCAAGAUGCUGGAAGCAGUAUUCUUAAACCUGAGUAUGGCAUUCCUUCUGAUUCUCUUUCACUUGCAUCUUCUGCAGAAAUUACAAGUCCAACAGAGCCUGAGGAUUCAAAAUCCAUGGAACAGUACAGUGAAAUGAGAAUCAGUAUAAACCAGAGACCUGGCCACAGUCGCAGCUUUGGGUUUACAACAAAUUGGAGUUCUUCAGGAGCCUUUGUACAGACAGUUGAAGAAGGUAGCCCUGCAGCACUUUGUCAACUGCAUGUAGAUGAUGAGAUCAUUGCUGUCAAUGGCACAAAGGUUUCACAUAUGGACUACAGUCAGUGGGAAGAAGCCAUCAGCAGAGGACUAGAAACUGGAAACCUGGUCAUGGAUGUCAGACGAUACGGAAAGAAUGAUUGGGGCAAAGACCAGCCUUCCCUGCCACAUGUAAGGCAUAAAAUCCUCAAUCUCACCAGUAUGGCUACCAACAUUAUAGGUACAUCUGAAAAUAAAUGGAUUGAUGCAACUUCUGGAGAACAUGUUUCAAAUGUUUCCACCAUAUCAACAAAAAGAGAUUUCUCCAGCAGCCUUCGAAGUUCUGAUACAGAAACAAAAUUGAUAAAUGGAACACAAGGAGAUUUUGGCUCUAAUGAACAAAGAGCAUCUGAACCUAUUUCUUUGAAAAACUUAAAAAGACGGUCACAAUUUUUUGAACAAGGAGGCCCAGAGCCUGCAAUGCCUGAUCUCCCAGUCCCAUCCAUUAGUGCUCCUAGUCGUCGGGUUUGGGAUCAAGAGGAAGAGCGAAAACGACAGGAAAAAUGGCAAAAAGAGCAGGACCGUUUACUGCAGGAGAAAUACCAACGUGAACAAGAAAAACUGAGGGAAGAAUGGCUACGAGCUAAGCAAGAAGCAGAAAAAGAGAGCUCCAAGUAUCUUGAUGAGGAGCAGACUGUUCUAACUUUAAAUACGACAUCUGUCACUUCUCGUGCUCCAUCUGUGUCCAGCUGGAGAGCAAGCCCUGAAGCAAAUAUUCCUGAGGAGCCAGAAGGAGAUGGAGGAAGAGAGCUGGCAGUGAGCUUGCUGCGUGAGGAAGAAGGAAGGAGGAGGCUUCAGGAGGAACGGAGGAUCCAGGAGGAAGCAACCCUGCGUUUUGAGCAAGAAAGAGAACUCCAAGAGUUGGAGCUUGAGAGACAACGUAAAGAGAGGGAGCAGCAAUAUGCUGAGGAACAGAGGCGGCGGGCAGAGAUGGAGGAACAGAAGCGGCAGGCUGAAAGGCAAAGGGAGGUGUCAGUGGAGAUGCCUCAGUACCAAAGACAUUAUGAGCGCUAUGAAGUAUCUAAAACAAUAGAGGAUCGAGCUGGCCAUCCUCUCAUUGACAGGCAUUAUGAGCGUUAUGAAGUUUCUAAAACCAUUGAGGAGCAACCUGACCAGUCAUUUGCUGACAGGAAUAAGUCCAAGUCAACUUCAGAACUGAAUGAAUUCAACACAAUCAGAAAUGGUACCCAGAGCAGGUUUUCGGAGAGAUCCUGGAACAUGGGUGAGUCACAGAAGAAGUCUCAGAAGGAACAAAACCUCUCUGCAGCGGAGUUGGAGAGACAGCAAAUCCUUCAGGAAAUGAGAAAGAAAACAUCUCUACACACAGACAGCAGCUGGAUAAGGCAGCGCAGUUCCAGUGUACAUAAGGAGCCCAUUAGUCUGUACAGCAAUAGUAUGAGGAGGGGGGAGUCUUUGGACAAUCUUGAUUCUUCGAGAACAAGCUCGUGGAGGCACCACUCAUGGCUAAACCAGUCUGCCUCCUCUUCAUCUCUAUCUUCUAGUCAAGAUUUUAGUCGCCCGGUGUCCACCUCAAACCGAGCCUACAUGUGCACUCCUUCCUCCAGCAAAGCCCCUCCUGUGGCCACCUCGGCGAGAGCCCCAUCCGUGUCUCAGACAGCCCCUCGGGCUCAGUCUCCUCUCUCUGCUUCCCAGCCAGGGUCCCAGACACGCAGCAGGUCAGUCAGUGGGAAGAAAAUCUGUUCAUACUGUAAUAACGUUCUGGGCAAAGGAGCAGCCAUGAUCAUUGAGUCUCUUGGUCUUUGUUAUCAUUUACAUUGCUUUAAGUGUGUUGCCUGUGGAUGUGACCUCGGUGGAUCCCGCUCUGGAGCUGAAGUUAGGAUCCGAAACAACAAACUCUUCUGCAACGACUGCUAUAUCAGAUUUAAAACUGGACAACCAACCUCCAUGUGAAGCAAAUGAAGAUAUGAAACCACUGUUGCAAAUAAAAGAAGAGGUGAUUGCUGCUGAUGUAGAUCUAUAAAUAUAUAUAUUGUGUAUGUGUGUUUUUUCUAAGAGUAACUCUUGCUUGUCUAGUCUUCAUAGCAAUACAUUGUAUUCUUCAUAUAACUAUUUUUAUUUAUAAGAAAGUAAUUGCAGUAAGGAAAUAUCUGGGAAAAAUACUUUCACAUUUUCAGCUUCAAGUACUGAGAGCAAAAGAGAGAAUAACUAUAUUUUCAGUAAUAAGUUCAAAAUAUUUUUGAGGCUUAUAAUCAACUAGUUGACUUUCCAAUGGUAUAUGAAGAGGAUAUUUUGUUUCUAAGCUCUUGAAAUGAGCAUUAGAGAAAUAGCUAAUAUAAAUACAUUUUUGCAAUUGCUGUCUUUAUUUUUUGACAUAUACUGAAAGUGAAUUCUCUAGGUUAAUAUGAAGCUGCGUUUAAAUGCACAUGAGUGUGUUUGCUUUCCAUAUGCUGGUUUAUAAAAUUAUGUGCUUUUUUGAAACUUAAAUAGAAAGAAUAACCUGUUUGCUCAGUGGUGUUGGCAUAAUAUUCUGUGGAAUCCAUUUAAGGGGGAGAGUUUUCUUUUCCCAUUUGGAAAAUGUAACUAUCACUUUUUCCUCCACAAACUGAGUGGAGAAUGGUUGUUGAAUAACAGUCUAUUUGUAAAUAAAAAUUCUGAUGUUGCAUUUA
Molecule: messenger RNA, 6420 nt
Organism: Chiroxiphia lanceolata (lance-tailed manakin)
Lineage: Eukaryota; Metazoa; Chordata; Aves; Passeriformes; Pipridae
Gene: LMO7
Product: LIM domain 7
Exons: 34
Coding region: 137-5704 (1855 amino acids)
Biological process (GO): regulation of signaling; regulation of cell adhesion; actomyosin structure organization
Molecular function (GO): actin binding
Source: RefSeq, a predicted model, not a curated record